Ailuropoda melanoleuca (giant panda) is the source of this 15462-nucleotide messenger RNA. It is a transcript of the gene ZNF407, whose product is annotated as zinc finger protein 407. Gene Ontology annotation, biological process: positive regulation of transcription by RNA polymerase II. The transcript is spliced from 9 exons. Gene Ontology annotation, cellular component: nucleus. The record is from RefSeq and is a predicted model, not a curated record. Bases 188 to 5668 code for a protein of 1826 amino acids. Gene Ontology annotation, molecular function: nucleic acid binding; zinc ion binding. NCBI's taxonomy places the organism in Eukaryota, Metazoa, Chordata, Mammalia, Carnivora, Ursidae.
GUCGACCCGGGAACCGCCGGAAGUCGCUCAAAGGAAAGACAGGAAGUCCCUCCCCUUCCUCCCAGAGGGAAGACGGUGAGCCGGAGGAGUCAGUCAGAGGGGCGAGCAGGAGCGAUUCCGUCGGCAAACAGGUUAUGAGUGCCAAGUGAGCCGCCCUGGCAGAAGAAACAUCGUCAGCACGGUACUGAUGAUGGAUACUGAGAAGAAGCCAGAGAAUGAUGAGGAUGAAAACAGAAACAAAGAAGCAAGAGACUCGAGAAAUUCUUCAUCUCGUGAUGUAGAUUGUGGGCCCGUAUUUGAUGUGAUACAAAAUUCCUCAGAGAAUUCCACCAGUAAAAGAGGUUUUUCAGAACCCUCACACUGUGGCAGUGUCACUUUGGUGGAAGAUGAAAACAGACAUGCUUCCAAACGAAUGAAAUUAUCAGCCGAGGCAGAGCACCUCAAGCCUGAAGAGCAGGGCGUUCCCGGGCUGGAAACUUCUGAGAGCACAGUCCCACAAGUGCAUAUCCCGUUAGGUGAGACAGUGAAGGAGACCCUCCUGAGUGAAUGUCCAGAUGGAGGCACUUGUCUUCCCAAUGCCUUCUCCCCUCCUUGCAAUUUUAGCACUAUCGAUGCUGUUUCUCUGAACACAGACACUGAAAAAAAGUCUGCUCAGGAAAUGGUUUCCCUUGAUCCGGAAAGAGAAUCUCCUUCCCCCCUGAAAGAGAUCAGUGUUAGUUGUACCAUUGGAAAUGUAGAUACGGUUCUCAAAUGCAACGUAUGUGGUCAUUUGUUUUCUUCUUGCUCGGAUUUGGAGAAGCACGCAGAAUGCCACACGCACGCGUGCUGCCACUGUAGCCACAAAGCAGAGAGCAACUCGGCGUUACAUGUGCACGUCAGACAGACACACGGGCUGCAGCAGGUCUUCUCUUGUGAUCUUUGUGGCUUUCAGUGCAUGGAAGAAAACCUGUUGAAUGCACAUUAUCUUGGCAAAACACACCUCCGGCGUCAGAAUCUUGCUGCUCGUGGAGGAUUUGUACAGAUCUUAACAAAACAGCCCUUUCCUAAGAAACCAUGUACCAUGGGAACAAAAAAUGUUCGUGUAAAACCCAGGGCUUCUAAACCAGUAGCAAAGACUAGUGAUUCAAAAGGAUUACGAAACGUUGGAAGCAAAUUUAAAGAUUUCCGAGGAGGUGUUUCUAAGCAGAGUGGAAGCAGUGGCGAGCUGCUUGUUGAAAUGAUGCCGUCCAGGAAUGCUUCAUCAGAAACAGUAGAGAUUGCUGAGGAAAACAUACCUUCCCUUGGUAUAGCUCGAAAUCCUGAAAACCAGAGUAAGAAUAAAAAGUUAGGAGUGUUGGUAAGCUCAGAGGGUCUCUUAGAUAAAUUAGAAGCUACCAGAAAUACCCUACAGGCAGCACACGGUGUCAGUGUAAGCUCGAGACCAAGACCCGAGCGAAACAUCCUCACAUUGGGCAGUAGCUUCCGACGGCGAACUGGCACAUUUACUUUAAAAGGCCAGGCCAAGAAAAGGUUUAAUCUUUUAGGAAUUAGUAAAAGAGGAACUAAUGACACCCAGAGGAUGUAUAUGAGACACUUUAGAGCCCAGGUGAAGACAAGUGAGGCAGAGUCUGUGGCCAAACACGUAGAAACGAGCGGUGGUGUCCACAGUCUGUGUGUGACUUCCCCGGAAACCCCGGACCUGACGCAGGACAAAAGCUCCCAUGUCACCUGUUCCUUUGGCUCUGUGACAGUGAGGCCAGCUGCAGACCAUCAGAUGUGUGCUUGUACAGACUGUGGUCAAGCAGCGAUAAAUAGGACAGACGUGGAGAGCCACAGGGAGAGGGGCCCCGCUGGAGAGGUGAAGCUUUGCUGCCCAGCGUGUGGCUUUUCCAGCAUGUCGAGAGGGGACUUGGACAAGCAUGACCACCAGCAUCAGCACACCACCACUGGCCUCAGGUGUCAGUGCUGUUCAUUUAUUUCUGAGAACGAACUAAAUCUCAGAGACCACAUGAAGGAAAAGCACAAUAUGGGUUUUCUUUGCGCUCCUUGUAAUCUCUUUUUCUUGUCUGAGAAAGACAUGGAAGAACACAAAACAACCGAGAAGCAUAUUUGUUUAUUGGUUGAACCAAAGACUUCCCAGUCAUUUAACAGUGAUUUAGCUUUACAGACUUUACCCUUAAGUACUUUAGAAUCAGAAAAUACAAAAGAUCCUCUGAGUGAGUCAGGUAACGCAGCUCAGGAGGGACCUGCUAAGUCCAGGGGAAGCCAGGGGCAGGAACUAAGGCAUUCAAGUAAGCCUCAGUUUCAGUGUAAGAAGUGUUUUUAUAAAACUCGGUCUUCCACUGUUCUCACAAGACACAUCAAGCUCCGGCACGGCCAGGACUAUCACUUUCUUUGUAAAGCAUGUAAUCUUUAUUCGCUGAGCAAGGAAGGAAUGGAGAAGCACAUUAAGAGAAGCAAGCAUCUUGAAAACGCCAAGAAAAACAACAUUGGCUUAAGUUUUGAAGAGUGUAUUGAAAGGGUGUGUAUAGGUGCAAAUGACAAAAAAGAAGAGUUUCACAUUUCUGGACACGGAAGGACUGAAGGCCACGUGGAAGGUGUGCAAUUGCAGGAGCAUUCCUAUCUUGAAAAGAGCCUACUGACUACCAAGGAAGUGCCGCCAUCCAAAGAGGGUGAAGUAGCUUUGACCGUUGCUCCAAAGAGAGGGAGACCCAAAGGUAACAUCUCAAGGACAUGCCCUCAUUGUGGUCUCUUGGCCUCUAGUAUUACAAACCUGACUGUUCACAUUCGACGAAAACACAGUCACCAGUAUAGUUAUUUAUGCAAAGUGUGUAAGUAUUACACUGUAACUAAGGGAGAUAUGGAGCGUCACUGUGCCACUAAGAAACAUAAAGGACGUGUAGAAAUAGAGGCAAAUGGCAAACAGAGUUCAGAUAUCAUUGUUGGCCCGGAAGGGGGCAACCUUGAAGCCUGUGGAAAGAAUGCAGUCUGGGCAGGCUCAGAUGAACUUGCUAACAGGUCAGCUGGAUCAGACAAGCCAGUGGCAGAGCACGGGAAUCCAACUCAAGUCGGAGUUGAAAAUGUAUUUCCUCCUACAGAUGGGGGAGUCAACAGUCUGCUUGCUGAGAAGAAGGCACAAAUGUCUCUAGAACCAGAGGACCCUCUCCAGGAGGCAGACGUGUGCUCCCAGAGAGAGAUCACGGGUACAAGUGAUAACAAGUGUGCACACUGUGAUUUUAACGCUCACUCUUCUGCUGCUCUAGAGCUGCAUAUAAAACGGAAACAUACAAAAGAAUUUGCUUUUUAUUGCAUGGCCUGCGAUUACUACGCGGUGACUCGUCGAGAGAUGACCAGGCAUGCAGCCACAGAAAAACACAAGAUGAAGAGGCAGUCUUACCUGACCUCUUCUGCUGUAGAAGCAAGUUCUUCAGACGUGUCCAGGAAUAUCAUGAUCCCUGAAGAGCAGCAGCAACAGAGUUCUGAAGAAUAUCAGAUCCUUUCAGACCAGCCAUCGGAAGAAAUUCUGAAAUCUAAAAGUACUGCUGAGUGUCGUGUGUUGGAUAAGCAUGCUAGUCUAGACACGUCUGAGGUCCUCCGUGUUCCCACCUCCGUAGAGAUUGAGACUGAAGAAGAAUCUAAUCUCAGUGAAGAUCGUUCCUUUUGUGAGACUUUGCAGCAGCCCCUGGCCAGGGGUAAAGCUCUGACACCUGAGGAGAUGGUGUCCCUUCAUAUUUCCUCUAACUGCGGCUCCGCAAGCGGAUUUCAGAAUGAAAAUUCAGGAAGCUCAGCUGUGGAUGAGGCAGCAGAGAGAGCUCACAGCACGUUGAAUGACACUGGCGAUGUGAGCACGCGUGGCGAGAGUGAUGUCAGCCAGGCGGGGGAGAAUGCAGAGAAAGCUCUUAGCAAACACGGGUGUCCUGGAGGUCUUGGGGGAGGGCACCCGGCUGAAGGCACCGUCCCCGAUGUGAUGACAAGGACAAGGCAGGAGCUGAACCUGGAGAGUGGUGGUCAGAACGAAGUUGGGAGUGUGCAGAGUUCAGAGGAUUUGAAAGAUAUCCGAGAAGACCCCGUUCUGGAGAACAAGGAAAUUCUGAUGAAUUCCCAGCAUGAAACUAGAAUUAUUUUGGAAGAGGACGGUCCAGCUUCUGAUAGCACAGUUGAAAGUAAUGAUGUUUAUGAGACUAUAAUCAGUAUUGAUGACAAAGGACAGGCCAUCUACAGUUUUAGCCGAUUUGAUUCUUCCAUAAUAAGGAUAAAGAACUCUGAAGAUGGAGAAUUGUUAGAGCCGUCUGAAGAGGGUCUGGUAACAACAAGUGUGAGAAUUAGUGAGUUGCCCUUAAAAGACGGUGCCCAAGGUGUGAAAAGGAAGAAAUCUGAAGGUAGUACCUUUGGCGAAUCCACACGAAUUCGUUGCGAUGAUUGUGGCUUCUUAGCAGAUGGUUUGAGUGGACUGAAUGUUCACAUAGCCAUGAAACAUCCUACAAAAGAGAAACACUUUCAUUGUUUACUGUGCGGAAAAUCGUUCUACACGGAGAGCAAUCUCCAUCAGCAUUUGGCCAGUGCUGGUCACAUGAGGAACGAACAGGCCAGUGUAGAGGAGCUUCCGGAGGGAGGGGCCACCUUUAAAUGUGUCAAGUGUACAGAGCCCUUUGAUUCAGAACAGAAUUUAUUUCUGCAUAUUAAAGGGCAGCAUGAAGAACUGCUCCGGGAGGUGAACAAGUACAUAGUGGAAGACACUGAGCAAAUCAACCGCGAGAGAGAAGAAAACCAGGGAAAUGUUUGCAAGUAUUGCGGAAAGAUGUGUCGAAGUAGCAAUUCGAUGGCGUUUCUAGCACAUAUUCGCACUCAUACAGGAUCAAAACCAUUCAAGUGCAAGAUAUGCCAUUUUGCAACAGCUCAGCUUGGCGAUGCCAGAAACCAUGUCAAAAGGCACCUUGGGAUGAGGGAAUACAAGUGUCACGUCUGUGGGGUUGCUUUUGUAAUGAAGAAGCACUUAAAUACACAUCUCCUAGGCAAACAUGGAGUUGGCACCCCAAAAGAAAGGAAAUUUACAUGCCACUUAUGUGAUAGAAGUUUCACCGAAAAGUGGGCCCUGAACAACCACAUGAAGCUCCACACGGGAGAAAAGCCAUUUAAGUGUACCUGGCCCACGUGCCAUUACUCAUUCCUCACGGCCUCCGCCAUGAAGGACCACUACAGGACGCACACAGGCGAGAAGUCGUUUCUGUGCGACCUCUGCGGCUUUGCCGGCGGGACACGGCACGCCCUCACCAAGCACCGCCGCCAGCACACAGGAGAAAAGCCUUUCAAAUGUGAUGAAUGUAACUUUGCCUCCACAACCCAGUCUCAUCUGACUCGGCACAAGCGGGUGCACACGGGAGAGAAGCCCUACAGAUGCCCCUGGUGUGACUACAGGUCAAACUGUGCUGAAAACAUCCGCAAGCACAUUUUGCACACGGGCAAACAUGAAGGAGUCAAGAUGUACAACUGCCCCAAAUGUGACUACGGAACAAACGUGCCUGUGGAGUUCCGAAACCACUUGAAAGAGCAACAUCCGGACAUCGAGAACCCUGACCUGGCUUAUCUGCAUGCUGGACACAGAUGGCCCGGACAUGUUUGUGGCUCCGCAAAGGUGAGGGAGCUGCUGAGCUGCCAGUCAGCAGAGAUUGAUGAACCCGAGGAGUCCUGAGCUCCGAGCUGGCAGGGCACCAAGGGCAUCAGCAUCUGAAACCGGCCUCUCCUGUGGUCUCAGCUCCUCACGCACACAUGGAAUUUCCGGGUCGACUUUUCCUAGUUCAUGUCAGUCCCUGCUUAUAGCAAGUCAGAGAAAUCGUGGGAAGGUUACACUUUGUGAAGCUAGGAAGCUGUGAACACCUAGAGGAACACCUGGAGACCAGCAUGUGAGGGAAGCGGAAGAGACCCACGCGUCAGCUUCCUGUUCUCGUGCGCGCUCUUGGAUUUGGAUCGCGUUUAACGGAGAGCAGUGCCUUGGAGCCUUAGAUGGUUCUGUUUCUGGCUAGCUUAUCUUCUGUAAUACAUUUGGUUUCUAGAACUAUAUAUUUUAAAUGGUUUGGCACCAAUAAAAAUUAGAGAAAUGUAAAUAUAAUAGCAGCUAGACAAUUUUAUUUUUAAGAUUAAUAGUCUCUCUUUUAGUGAAGGUGAGUCAUGUGGUCAUUUUUCUAUUUAAAAUGGCGUACUGGCUUUGUAGCUUAUGCAUAUAUAUUCUUUAAAAUCAAUAAGUAUUCAAUAUUGGUACUAAAUUUAAACAUGGCUAUUCUAUAACAUUUCCUAAAAUUUAUCCUUACCCUAAUGGGCUUUCCAUGAACAUUAUGAAGUAAGUUGAGCUUUAUGUUCAGUGAUUUUUCUAACAUUUCUGAGCCGAGUAAAUCUUCACAGCAGUCACGCUAUGUCACUUAAUCCACUUCAUCCACUCAAACUCUCAGAUAAGUCCUACAUUCAGCAUUCAGAGCCUGAAGUUCAGCCCGGUGCCCUCAUUAGAAUUCCCUGGCUCUGAUGAGUUUUGUUACAUAAUUUUGAGAGAAAAGAGUAGGUCUGAAGCUUCCUUUUAUACAUGACCCUCCCACCUAAGUUAGCACUUCCCAGCUCAGAAUGGAACCAGGGAAGCUCGUGAGGAUGUCAGGCUCUGAGGCCUUCCCACCUCCUCACACCUGCACUGCCACAUCCAUGAGAACUGAAGUCACGCUUGCAGCCAUAGGUGAGCGGGGGGAGGAGACUCGUUCAUUUAUUCAACAGAAGGCUGCUGAGCACCACGCUAGGCACUGCUCUGGGGAACUAGGAUGUGUCAUGAACAAAACAGACUCCUACUCGUGGAGCUACUCUGCUUCCAGCAGAAGACAGACAUUCAACGGAAGGCAUAGGGAGUAAGUAAACCAUGCAGUUUGUUACAAGUGAAGUGCUGUGAGAAGAAUGGAGAAGAGGACCAGGGACUGGGGUCUGGAGGUGGAGCUGCGUGAGGAGGGGUCAGGCAGUUACGGUGUGAAAUCGGGACAUCCCGGUGGGCCUUGUUGAGAUGGGACAGAUGAGCGAAGACUUGAAGAUGGGAAGGAAUCCCUCGUGGAUCUGUCUGGCACAAGAGUGUUCUGAACAGAGAGAAUAGUCAGCGCACAGGCCACCAGGAUUGGAGCACAUGAAAGAAGUGGGGAAAGGCAGCGUAUUUACUUGGAAAACUGAAGAUUUAUGUACAAAAGCUAUAUAAGGUCAAGAAAAGCUGGUAGAGUAGCGUAAGGUGGAACUUCAGACUUCUGUCCGAGGUGAAACUGCUGCUGACAGGAAAAAUGAGCGUUUACUGCGAAUAACGGUAGGUGUUAUCACUGAGGGGAGAUUUUAAGAUGCCCUGUGCCUAGAAGUCUUAGACUAAUUUUUCGGCCACCGACAUAUAGAAAUGACAGCUCUGUCAAUAAGAAACUGUAUGCUUCAGGGAAGUAGAUCAAUUCAGUAAUGACAACCCCAUGGGGAGGUAAAGUAAACCGUGUGCCAUAUCUGGGGCUAGUCAUUCUUGAAGCCAGCAAUCACUUCUUGAACAUCAUUCUAUGUAACAUUGUAUGGCAAGGUAGAGGGUCGAAUACACAAGUAAAUAAACGUGGCCCAUGCCCAUGGAUAAAAUGUAUGAAUAAAUAAGGAAAAAUGAAAUUUUUAUUUCAAUAUUGUUUGUGUCGCUUCUCUCCAAAGUGAUCUACAGAUCCCUAACAAUCCUAGGCUUCUUUGUAGUAAUUUUUAAGCUGAUUCUAAAACUUAUGUACCAGUGCAAAAGCUCUAGAUUAGUUGAAACAGUUUUAAAAAGAGCAAAAUGUGGAAUGCUUGCACUACCUGAUUUCUAGACUUAAUAUGAAGCUACAGUAACCAAGAUAGAACAGAAUGGUUUGGGUGUAAGGAUAGAAAUAAUAUGCUUAGUUGAUUUUCUACAAAGGGGAAAAGGAUAUUUUAUUUUCAACAAAUCAUUGGAAUAUUUGGAUACCCAUGCAGAAAAAAAAAAAGAAAAGAAAAACAGGACCAUGACCCUUACUUCACACUCUUCAUAAAAAUUAACUCGAAAUGCAUUUAUAGACCCAAAUAUAAAAUCUAAGGCUGUAAAACUGCUAAGGGAAAAUGUGGGAGAAAGUCUUUUUGACCUUGGUGUAGCAAAGACACCUUAGCUAAGACACAAACAGUUACAACCCAUAAAAGGAAGUACUGAUCAGUUGUCCAUCAAAAGUGAUAACUUCUCUUCAAAAGACACCAUUAAAAAAAUUAAAAGUCAAGCCGCAGAUUAAAAGUAUUUGCUAUGCAUAUAUCUGAGAGAUCUAUGCUGUGUAUAUAUCCAGAGUAUACAAAGUACAAUCUACAACUCAAUGUUAAGAAGACAAAGAACCGAAUAAAAAAUAUGUAAAAGAAGGUAUCCAAAUGGCCAAAAAGCACAAGAAAUGAUGCUAACCAUCACCAGUCAUCGGGGAAAUGCAAAUUACAACCAUAAUGACAUGCCACUAUGCAGCCACUAGAAUGGCUAACAUUAAAAAGACUGAGGAUGCCAAAUGUCAGUGACGAUGUGGAGCAUCUGGGAUUGUCAUGCAUUGCUGGUGGGAGUGUGAAAUGGUACAGCCAGUUUGGAAAACUGUUUAACGGUUUCUUACAAAAUUAAACAUAUACUUACUUGCCAUAUGACCCAGCAAUUCCACUCCUAGGAAUUUACCCGAGAGGAAUAAAAGCAUAUGUCCGUGCAGAGAUUUGUAUUUGAAUGUUUAUAAUAGCUCUGUUUAUAAUAGCCAAAGCUAAAAAUAACCCCAAUGCCCAUCAACAGAUGAGUGGAAAGGCAAAUUAUCCAUAACAUGGAAUAUUACUCAGCAAUAAAAAUGAACCAACUCCUGACACAUCCAGCAGCACGGAUGGUUUGCAAAACCGUUACGCUGAGCAAAUGAGGCCAGGCACAAAAGAUCAAGUGUGCUUCCACUUAUUUUAGAAUUUGUGACGGGCGUUCCUAACUGAUAGUGAUAUACCCCAGAUCUGUGGUUUCCUGGGGCUGGAAUGGGGGGCAUGAGGAAACCUGUUGGCGGGGGGGAGGAAAUAUUUUAUAUCUUACUUUUGGUGAGAGCUACAAGAGUACAUAGAUUUGUCCAACUCACUGGACCACACACUUCUGUGUCUAAUUUAUUGACUGUAAGUUGUUCCUCAAUAAAGUUGCUUUUAAAAAAUCAGGUGGAAGCUGGAGUGUUCAAGGUGAAGCACCACGUAGUCCGCGAGGAAAUAGCGAGCGGAGCUCCCUAAUCAAAGGAGAGCUCUCCAGAAAAAUGUACUUUGUGCUGGACCUUAGAUGCUUGAGAUGAGGGAGAAAUGCUGUCUCGGUACAGGAUGUAGAAAACAAUGUGAGUGAGGUCAGCUCGCAUAGAGGGGACUCUGCUCGGUGAUUGGCCUGUGCUUGUCAUCACUGAGCGGAGCCCUGUGGAUCGGGAGAAACGGGGGCCGUUCCAGCAGCGGAGAUAGAUGGCCAGGCGUGCCCAUGCGUGGGGGGUGCGCCAGGGCUGCGUCCUGCACCAGAAUGUCUCUCUUUUCUUCCUUCCCUUUUGUGUGUUCGUUUUGGGGGUGGGGGGGCUUUUUGUUUGUUGCUCUAAAUGACAUUAUUGCAUUACUGGAACAUUUGAUGACAUUUGAGAAGAAAGCCCCUGCUCUUAGGACACUCACAGGGAAAAAUUUACAAGUAAGAGAACAUCAGUUCUGCAAACUUACUCUUGAAUGGUUUACAAAAAGGAAAGCAAUAAUAUGUGCACAUAGAGAGGGAGCAGACGAAACAAAGUCUCAUGUGCACAGUGAAGCGACACAAGGAUGAGCGAGGCCUGUGACCUUCUCCGCUUGCAGACUGUAAGCCUGAAAUUAUUUCUGAUUACAAAGUUACGAAAAGUAAAAAUCAAGUUGGGUCAAGGUACUAUUUGCUGAAAGUCAUGCAUAUUGCCUGUGAGCAAUAACUGAGAAGAACCACAGAAGUGACUGGAAUUAAAAUUUUCGGAGCAGGCGUGUCAGGAGAUUGUGCAUUCUUAUGUAAAGUUUCGGGAUAGGGCAGUGCGGCCAGCGCGGGAAGGGGCAGACAUAUGCAGAGUGUGAUUACCGCUGCUGGCGUGUGGUCAUGCAAUACAUGUGCCGGGAUCAGUGCUUAGAUUUUCAGAUGAUGGGGUGCUCCUUGCAACAUGUCCGCUGAUCGGGAAACCAUUCACAAAUGAUGGCAGUGGCCUUCAGGACCAAGGGGACGGGAGAUCAGAAAAGGGGCCGGGAGGGGUGCUCCUUGCAGUGCAAGUCCGAGCAGUAAGCAAAGGGCUCCGACAAAACUCUGACAGUAGAUCUGAAGACGAAGUAGUUUUUAUGAGUGACAAGGGGGAGAAAAGCUAAUAUCGAUUUACUGACUACCGAGACACACGCUAUGGAAUUCCCAGGAGAUGGAAUGGUAUUCAGGUGUAAUAGAAACGAUGAGCUGUGGUUCUGUGUCCAUGCGCUUUUUAGGAACACGCAAGAAAUCUUAUCUACUCACUGUAUGCAAGUGUUUUCUUUGACUUUUUUUUUUGUGAAAACCGUUUGAGAUCAUGCAGUUGCUCUCUUCCUGAACGUUGUGUUAGUCGGGUGUUUAUUGAAUCUAGCUUCUGGAAGGAAGGUGCAGUAAGGUCUCAGGGAGAUGAGGGAGAAGCAGGGAGGGAGGGCAGGGCUCCGCGGGCCUCGCGGUGGGAGCCGCUGAGCCAGGGAGCAGCGUUAAGAUGACAUACAUUUGAAGACUGAGUCGGGGCUGCCUGUGAGCGGUGGGAGCGUCACAGAGGGGCCAGGAGACUAGCUAGGAAGCUGCCGCAGCCACUGGACAGAGCGAGGGUCCCGGGCCAGGUUGAGGUUUGGGUAGGCGAGUUGUGAAGUGUGCAGAUCAAGACAAAGUUUAGAAGUACCGGACUGUCCCGGAAGUGUCAGUGCCAGUCCGCAAUGAAAUCAGCAUUUCCCUUCAGUUCUUGAGUUGUUUGCUGACAAUGCGUGUGUGGCUCUGGGUCGUCCUAUCUUCUGUCCCACUGUAUGUCUUGUAUUUCUGCUUUCUCUCUGUUUUUUUCUAGGUUAUAGUUUUCAGAGAAAUUGUCAAUGAACUUGUCAAUGCAUUCUUUUUAAAGGAAGACACUCAAAAGGGGGUUGGGUGGGAAAGGCAGAGGGGAAGGUGGUUCACUUGGGGACACUUGGGAGCCACACGCUUCACCUAGCUUAGGGGAUGUGGGCAGCUGCCCUCCCUCUUCUCCCUUCUCUUUUUUUCCCCCCUUAAAAUCUCUGUGUUAGACCAGAGAAAUCUGCACAUAGUUUGAGUGAGUGGUUGUAUUGUUUUUAUCCUGGGAUGUGCAUCUCAAAAUAAAAAUCAAUUUUUAAGAAUUUUUUUUAAGGUUAGGAUUAUAAAACCAUUUGUUCUUUUUGUUAAAAUUCUCUUUUUAACUGCUGCUGUGGCAUGAGUAGUUAUGGUCUUUAAACAUUUUUAAAGUAAAUUUUUUGAAACUUCACACACUGAGUUCAGUGCUAGAGACAGUAUUUAGAAAAAUCACUUCAGUUCAUUUUUAAUACUAACUGAGUAACGUUCAGUGUUAAACUGUUCACACAUUCAGUGCUGUUAUUUUAUGUUUAUCAGUCUGUUUAAUAAACUCUUUGCCAUAAGGUGGUUCCUGUUGGAAAAGCAGGCCAACAAGCAUUAUCUUAAUUUUUAACAGUUGUAAAGCUUUUGACACCAUAAAAUGGAUGAGUGUGUCCUUUCUGUGUAAAUGUUAGAGCUUUUGAAGAGAAGGAGAAUAGGGCUUCAAUUAGUCACCUUUCCUGAUCUGAGAAGUGCUUGUCACUUAUUACAGCGAUAAACAUGAUUGGUCACUUGGAGCCUUAGGUGUAUUUUACCUGUGUUCUUCUGGCAUCCUGGGUGUUUUAAUUUUAAAAUUUAUUUAGGAAAAGGAAAUGAAAUCAGGAGGCUACGAGAAACAAGUAUUUCAUAGUCUCAUGCACAAAAGGCAGGUGCUCUGAUUUCAUUACUCAACCUCAGUACACAGGGAGCAAAUAGCUUGGAAAAUGAUUCUUUUAAUAUGGGAUUUAGAAUUAGGUUACAACUUCUGUUGAUGAAGAAAAUGUGAGGAUCCGAAUGGACAUUAGACAUUUUAGAUUAGAAAGAGGAAAGGAAAGUAAUGAGUCUUAUUUCUAAAUGAAUUUAAAAAGCAAUCUGAUUUUAGUUCUAGCAAUGCAGAGAAAAUAAAAUAAAAACUAUCGUACUUUAUUUACUAACCAAUGAAUUGAAUUGUCUGCCUUUUAUUACAGAUAUAAAGUAAAGACUAUGAAGAGACAAUCAUUUUUGUAGCUAUCAGACAUUCAGUAACAUAUCUCUUGUGGUUUAAAUAACAGAUAGUUUAAGUGUUUUUCCAUUACCUUGGUGUAAAUGAAAAAUGCAUAAAAUAUUUUAACAAGGCAAAGUAAUCCAAGGAGAUUGUUAUUUUGUGUUACAAAUUAGGUUAUUUCUGUCAUAAAAUUAAAGAAAAAAAAUCAACGUUAGGACAUUUCAGCUUAAUAUCAUUUACUAGAAGGAACAUGUAACAGAUUUAAUGAGCUAGCAGGUCACCUGAAUCCAGCUGUUUCCGACCAGCUUUACGAAACAGAGAAUGCAGCUAGCAGUGGGAGGUAAGCAUUAUUACAAGCUCUCGAGGAGUUACAAAAUCGAUUUCUGCUUGAAUGAAUUAAUUUAGAUUAUCAAUUUAUAACCAGCUACACGAAUCCCAUCAACUCAACAAUUCAGUGAAUGAUCAGGUUCAACCCUCGUAAGAGCUGCACAAUUAGGGCCUGCAUCGGGCCUGCAGUUACCGCCUGUCCUACCGCGUCGCAAACAAAGUUACUCGCCUGAACAAAAGGGAAGGGGAGUGUUGGCUUAGGUAUAGUGCAGAGGGAAAACGCAGCAGCUUAGAAAAUAAAGUAAAAAUUCUGCCCGUGAGUUUGGGACUUUGUUCUCUGGAACCAUUUCCAUCCCAUGAGAGGGUAAUUUUGACCAUUCCAACUGAAUUUUUAAGUCAUCACAGUUCGUACUUUGGAACAUUUGGUAAUUAACUACCUAGACCCCAUUAGCAAAUGAUGUGACAGCCGUGGUCCUUUUCUUGUCCCUAAAGCUGUGAGGGUUGGGAUUGUAAGCAUCUGUUUGGGGGUAAAAGACUGGCUCCUGUCUGCUCCCCUUCUUCCCGUUCAAAGUAACUCUCCUACGUGAGCAGUUCAUUUCCUCUCCGUCAGGGAAGGAUCUUGCUUUCCACCUCCUGUCUGCUCCCCUGUGACAUCACCGGUGUGUUAACGCUGGCUGACUUUUCUCCCACUAACCACUAUGGUGAGCAUGUAAGAAUGAACUUGUGUAAAUGUCCUGUGGUCACCUACGUUCUCUUGCUCCUGCCACUGCCGUGCCCCCCUGUCCGCGCAGCCCUGUGGCACUGGUGCUCUCCCUAUAGCGCUGGCCAGCCAGCUGCCCACCUGGGCCAGGGUGCUGUCUACUUCUCCAGGGCACUUCUUACGCGGCAGGGGCUUCAGACAAACAGGCCUGAGGUCAUGUCGCUCCAGAACUCCCUGGUUCUGCUGCAGCUGCCCCCAGCCUUCCAAGCCAGCCCUUCCCUUGUCUGCCCCGAGGACUCCACUUCUUCGUAAGACAUUUUUCCUACCAAAUCUUCCCUUGACCCUAUUACUCCUCUGUUGUUUCCCUCUGUGACGCUAACACUUCACGCGUGUAUGUGUUCAUCUUGCGCCGGUCACUCUGGCGCUCAUUGUUCUGUGUGGUCUCUGCCGUGCGUGUGACAUUUGUGCUGCUCGUCUUCAAGGUGAGGAACCCGGGUGCCAGCUCUCAGGCGGGACCGACACUUGGGACUGUCCUCCCCACGGCCCCAUCUGUGGCAGGGCUGGAAUUCGAACACAGGCCUUUAACUACGUAUUUAAAUAUUCUCUGUUUCCAUGGGAGCUUGUUUCUGUUGAUUUUAAUUCUCCUGGGGCAGAGACAGUUUUACUUCCUCUUCUUUACUUGGCUGGCCUGGCUCAGCAAAGACGGAGUGGAAGUGCUAAAUAAAAUUACUUUUUGAGUUAAAAGAAACCGCUUGUUCCUAGAACCUUGUCUUCUGUGUCUGUCUUCCCGGCCUGCCUCUGCCUUCUGCCUGCUUCCAUGUGGGAAGAUCCCUUGUCCUUCCACUAGAGGACCUGGCGUGGUCAAAAUCCCUAUCGUCCUUCCCCUCCAAUCCAUUUCUCCAUAAAAUUAUUUUCUUUUUCCAUCAAAUUCUCUUCUCCUCUUUUAUCCAUUUUACGUAAAUCAUCACUUAUUUUUAUUGUAUUCUCUUAUGUUUGUUUUUACUGUACCUUGUGAAUUUUGAACCAGGUAAAUGUGUCGCCUACUCAAAAAAUAAUUAAUUUUAAAUGGCAUGAUAUAGUCCUAGCCCAGAAGAUUCUUGGGAGAAUAAACAGAGAAGUUGGUUGUAAAGGGGGUUUACAGUCUGUAAGGUGAUUGUAUGGCAGGGGGUGAAUGUCACUUGGUUGUCACGGUCACUUCUGUUGUCACGAGGCUGAAGUGAUCGUAUCAGUCAAGGGCAUAGCCUCUUUGUCUUUGUAUUCUUUCAACAUCAGCCUUAUGUGAUUUAAACCAGCACAGUUUCCGAAAUAAAAGCUGUGUGUGUGUCAGAGUUCUCAUUAGAUCACUUCCUACUGGAGGACAAACCUGGCCUGUCGUCAUGUGGCGAAAGCAAGACCCGGGCCAGGAAGUUCACGAAAGAUCCACCCCUUGUCUUGCUUUCAUUUUGCUCCCUUUUUUCUGCUUAAAGUUUUGAUGUACUUUAUUAAUGAAAAUUUUGUAUUCACUGUUAAAUUGCAAUUAAUAUUUACCUGCCGGUUUUGUGAUGGACCUUACGUAGAACACAUGUAAGCAUGAGCUCCUGGGGCUGCAGAUGGGAAGGGGACACAGGUGCCCUAGAGCACUUGGAGAGUGAUUAUGCUCAUCAGAGUGAUGACAUCACACCAGCGGAAGGUGGUCGUGGCCUCUUGUAUGAUGUAGUAACGUAGCCUCCCAGAAGCCUCCCUCUUCCACCCCCAUCCCAGUGUGGUUUAUUAGUUGUCGCUUCCAGAAUUGUCUCUCUGGAGUCCCUGCCAAAAGUGGAUCAUUUCUGUUCAGAGUCAUCAAUGCCCAUCACAUGAGGUCCCACUGAUCCUGGGGGUGGGAGCCAGCCCUUGGCCAUGUUUGUUUCUCCAGGAGCUAACAGAGUUCCUACCUAGCACAGAAGGAAAAAGGAAACAGGCAGUUGGGGGCGGGGGUGGGGGGAGUAUCUUUAAAAUGUGGGCUGUAACAGUAGGAGUUCAGCACUGAGAGACCAAGAUGGGCGGGUCAAUGAGGAAGGAUCAGGGCUUUAAGAAGCAAAGCGUGAGUCCAGCAAUACGUGCCAUAUGCUCUACAAGAGAGUGGAAGCCAUAACUUGUAGAUCCAGUAUUCCAUUUUCCUUACAAAAUUGU